CAGUAGCUAAUACAUACCCGCUUGGAUUGUCUCAUAGUACGCACGAUUUUUGUUUUGUUGUUAUCAACUUCACUAAGGAUUACUCUCGCACGUCAUAAAACCGCCAUGAAUAAGUUUGGUAUAGUUCUGCUAGUGGCCACAGUUAGCCUGGUGGCUGGUAAUGCUAACAAAAUGUCAGCCACUGACCUUGCCCUGGACGUGUACGAAGGAUGUCUGAAGGACUUUUCCGUGUCGUGUGUGAAGCCCAGAGCAAUGGCAUGGAUCGAUGAGGCUAUCAAACAAAAUGAGAUCCUUAUCACUGACCAGAUGUCAAUAGUGCGGACAUCGGAAGAAGCUUAUCCAGUGACAGAACAGCGAGCUAAUGGAGAUUUGGAAUUAUUUGACAAGGUCGACAGAUUUCUUGCCACCCACGCUCUUCGUGUCAAGGCUCCUGAAUUCUUCAGCACUGAGGAGGCUCGUUCGAUGAUUCCAAGCUUUUUGAGUGACAAUCCAUUGACUAAAGGCGCUUUAGUUCCUCUUUCUGACGAAAAUCCAAUGGAGCAAGGUCGUGGAUUCGUGAGGAAAGUCAUGCUCCCAUUCUUGUUGGGAUUAAAACUCAAGACCACCGUCCUAGUUCCACUUGCCCUCGCCCUGAUCGCUCUCAAGACAUGGAAGGCCAUGACUUUGGGUCUUCUUUCAUUGGUUCUUUCUGGAGCUUUGGUUAUUUUCAAAAUUGCCAAACCAAAGGUUGUCAAUUACGAAGUUGUUCACUAUCCACACCAUGUGGACCAUGUUGAACACCUCCCACACCAUGUUGAACACAUUGUUCCUCACCACUUAGAACACCAUGUUGAACACAUUCCACACCACGUAGAACAAUACGACAUUCCCCAACACUACAACCACAUCGAACAUGUGGAACACAUCGAUCAUCCUGCCCAAGGCUGGGAACCAUCACACACCCAAUGGGCGAGAUCUUCAGUUGAGAAUAUGGAUGCCCAAGAUAUCGCCUAUGCCGGGCAACAACAGCAACAACAACAACAACGACGACGACGAUAGACCCUUCCCGAUUAACCACAACCAAAAAAUUGCGAACGAGAUCAAACUCCGAGAAAAGUCCUUAGAUUAAAAAAAGAAUAACUAUAAAACUUAGCAAAACAGAAACUAACAUUGAUGCUUUCAUAAACGUCAUUCCAAAGAUUUGCUUGUACGAGUAUUUAUUAAAAAACAAACAAAAAAAACAUAAUUUAUUGAACAAAAAUACAAAUUUUAUUUAUAAUUUUGUAAAUAAACUUAUUUAAUUAAUUUAAAUGAAA
Molecule: messenger RNA, 1295 nt
Organism: Eupeodes corollae
Lineage: Eukaryota; Metazoa; Arthropoda; Insecta; Diptera; Syrphidae
Gene: Osi18
Exons: 3
Coding region: 106-1038 (310 amino acids)
Source: RefSeq, a predicted model, not a curated record